Messenger RNA from Phacochoerus africanus (Common warthog), 3245 nucleotides. It is a transcript of the gene C2CD2, whose product is annotated as C2 calcium dependent domain containing 2. The coding region runs from base 364 to 2499 and encodes 711 amino acids. Lineage: Eukaryota; Metazoa; Chordata; Mammalia; Artiodactyla; Suidae. The record is from RefSeq and is a predicted model, not a curated record. The transcript has 14 exons.
CGCCGGCGGGACGCCCGGGGCGGCGCGCGCAGGAGGAAGCGCGCCUGGCCGCGGCCCCGGGAACUGCCCAGACGCCCGAGUCGGGAACGCGAGCCGCCGCGUCCCCAUUUGCCAGGUGUGCGGGGUUGGAGACGCAGUCCCGGGCCGCGGCUGCCGUGCGCCGGCCGGGCUUUUCCUCCCGCUCACCCCGCCCGGCUUCCCGGCGCCCGGGGCCGCUCCGCCAGCCGCCCGGCUCCGGCUCGCCGCGCCCCCUCCCCGGCCGGCCGUGAGCUGAUGUCCUGAGCUCGCCGCCCGCGGGCUCUGCGCCCGGCCGGGGGCUGCCCGGGAAGUUGGGGCGAGGCGCGCCGGGUAUGCGCCAUCACCAUGUCCAGCCUGGGCUCGUGGCUCGGAGAGGUCCAGUGGCUGGUCUUGGUGGGGCUCUUCGUCGUGGCGCUGGGCACGGUGGGCCUGUACCUGGCGCAAUGGGCGCUGGCCAGCGCGCGACCCCGCUCUCCGAGGCGGGCGGCGGAGCCUGGCGAGGGCCAGCGCCCCGAGUCGGAUGCGCUGCUCGCCUGGAUCCUGACGCUGAACAGCUGGAGGAGCCAGUGGCAGGCCGCCUGGGUGACCGCCCUGAACGAUGAGGCCAAACGGAAAGGGGGGCCACUGAACCUCAGCUUCCAGGCAGACCCGCUGCAGCAGCCCCUGGAGCUGGCGGUGCAGGAAGUCUCCAGCGUGGCCAGGUCGGCCCAGGAGAAGGUGGUGUUUUGUCACGUGGUGGGCGAUUCCAUCCAGUUCCUGGUCAGUGCGGGGCCAGCCUCGGCUGGGGACGCGGGGCGCCCAGUGUACGGCGUGUGGCUCUCCCCGCUUCAUCUGCAGCUGGAGCUCCACAUGAAGGAGAAGCGAGAGGACAUUCAGAUCAAGUGGUCCUUCAUCAGCGCCCCAGAGAUGGCCGUCAGCAUCCAGCCCAAAGCCCCGGGGGAGGACCAGGCGGUUGGGACAGAUGCAGUAUCAGAAAGUCUCAAGGAUGCUUUGAAGCACCUGGUUAGUUCCGCCUCCCCGUCGGUGGUUCUGAGCACCAAGCCUGCGGAUGUGAGGGAAAUUCAGCAUCCACAGCGCACCCCGUCUACUCAGGAAUCCUGCCCUCCCAAACCUCCAAGGGCUCACGAGCUCAAACUCUUGGUCAGGAACAUCCGAGCCUCCCUGCUGAGCCGUCCUGGUGCUUCAGGCAGCAUUCGCCCGGUGUGCAUAGUUCAGCUGAACGACCCCGCUCAGAAGUUCUCCAGCGCCCUCUGCAGAACCACCACGACCCUCACCUGGGAUGAAGAAUUCGCCUUUGAAUUGAACGCCAAGUCGAGGGAAUUGCACCUGCAGAUUUCAGAGGAUGGGCCGUCCUCAGAAGGCAGGUGUUCAACAGGUCUGUUGGCGAUGACGACUGUGCCCUUGGAUUUAUUUAAGAAGCAGCCUUCUGGGCCACAAAGCUUUACGCUGACCAGUGGGUCCUCCUGGGGCAGCUCGGCCCUGGGUUCGGUCACGGCAGAGUUCUCUUACGUAGAACCCAGCGAGGCCAAGUCCUGGCAAAUCCCCCCUCCUGUUCCUGCUGCAAAGAUAGAGAAAGACCGCACGGUGAUGCCGUGCGGGACCGUGGUCACCACUGUCACUGCUGUGAAAACCAAGCCUCGCUUUGAUGCGGGGAGAGCGACCCCGCCCAGCUCUGAGUCUCCCCUGAGGACGCCCGUCAAGGUGAAGGUCGUUGAGAAGGACAUCUCUGUCCAGGCCAUCGCCUGCCACGGCGCCCCCGUCAGCAAGACCUUCUCUUCCUCAGAUACAGAACUGCUGGUGCUGAACGGCACCGAUCUGGUGGCCGAAGUCGCCAUCCGCCAGCUCAGCGAGUCCUCGAAGCUGAAGCGCAAGUCCCCGCGGAAGAAGAGCACGAUCAUCAUAUCCGGCGUCUCCAAGACCUCACUAUCUCAGGACAAUGACGCCGCCCUGAUGCUGGACUACGCGGCCUCCAUGGACAGUGCCCGCCAGGAGGACACCCUGGACCAGCCGGGUGCGGCGGCUGCGGCCUCGGACCCGCCCGCGGAGGAGGAGGAGGGGGCGGCAGUGGCGGCGGCCUCGGCCGGGGCCCCCCCGGCCCUGGAGCCCCAGGAGAGCGAGCUGGACUGCUGGGACUUGGAGAAGGAGCCCCAGGCCGGGGCGUGGGGUGGCCAGGGCCCCCCGGACCUUGAUGGGGACGAGCUCUCGGAGAGCUCCCUGAGCGUGUCGGAGCUGGAGCCGAGCGCUGCCAAGAAGCAUAAAGGAGGGAUUUUAAGGAAAGGCGCGAAGCUCUUCUUCCGCCGGCGGCAUCAGCAGAAAGACCCCGGCCUGAGCCAGUCUCACAACGACCUCGUGUUCCUGCAGCAGCCUGAGGGGGGGCGGAGGAAGGGGGCGACGCUCGCCCGGAUCCUGAACAGGAAGCUGCUCUCCAGGCACCGGGGCCAGAGCACCGUGAACGGCGCGCCUGAGGACCCCGGCCCGUAGGCGGCAGCGCCCCCUUCCCUGCGAUGCUGCAGACAGGACCCACCAGGAGCACCUGCCAGGAUGCCGCCAGAGGGCCAGCCAGCUGUCGGACUGACGGACGGACGGACGGACAGCCGCCCUGUCUAGCUGGAUAGUUUCCAACAAUUUUCCCUCUUUUAAAGGGAAAAAAAAAAAAAAAUCUGAGCCUCCAGCUGGGAGGUUGUCCCCAGGGAGACCGACAGAGCCCAGUGUGCCACCAGGAGCCACGAGAGCUGAGGGCUCCAUGGCGUGGGCUGUGCUCACAUCUAAGGGUCCAGGUCAAACAGGUGAAGGAUAUUUACAGUGUGAACUCCAGAGGCUCACAUCGGGGCUGGGGACCGGCAGGUCCUGCACGCUCCAACAGGUGUCACUUUGCGUCCAUGCCUGGACCGCGUCGCAAAGAGGAGGGUCCCUCUGUGCUGUCACUGUGGACGGAAUGGACGGGUCAGCUCUCCUCACUGGCCGCUCAGAAUAGAAAGUGCAGCCAGCCCUGAGGACUGAGAGGCGGGACAGAGGCAGGGUAUUUGGUAAACAGAGAAAUGACAAGAUAGGAAUGAAAACACUGCGACCAAUGUAGGAAGACAUUGGCCUUUGAUCGUAGCCAUAUAACUUGAAAAAUUAUGCAACUGCUGAAUAUAUCCUAUGCACAUCCUCUGCCCGACACCUUUCCAGGUUUCCUUUGAGCCUCUUUGCAAGUGGGAGAUAUAUCAAUUCUUAUGUGGCUUUCA